AUGCUAAGACAACCUAUACAAAAAUGCUUCAAAAGAACAUUCUUUGGCAGUUCAAAACCUCAGACAUAUAGUAUAACAAAAAUACUAAACGGUAAUUCUAAUCAACUAUAUAAAAUAGUUAGUGAAGUAAAUAGUUAUAAAGAUUUUGUUCCAUUUGUGGAAGAUUCAUUUAUAUCAAGUAGAGAUUCAAAUCAUCAACCAACAAAAGCAGAGCUUAAAGUAGGAUGGAAAGAUAUUACUGAAAAAUUUGAAUGUAAGUUACAUUGUAUAGAAGGAGAAAAAGUGAAUGCUAAAAGUCUUGAAUUGGAGUUAUUUGAGGAAUUAGAAACAGAAUGGAAAUUUAAAGAUAUACCAACAGGUAAUUGUCAAGUUGAUUUUACAUUAUUAUAUAAAUUUAAAAAUCCAAUUUAUGAUCAAUUAAGUUUUAUGUUUGCCCCACAAGUAACUACAAUUAUGAUUAAUGCUUUUGAAAAUAAACUUAAACAAAAUAGGUUUAAAUCAAAGUUGUAG
This is a messenger RNA of Lodderomyces jiufengensis, 510 nucleotides long. Its product is annotated as ubiquinone-binding protein. NCBI's taxonomy places the organism in Eukaryota, Fungi, Ascomycota, Pichiomycetes, Serinales, Debaryomycetaceae. The transcript has a single exon. Gene Ontology annotation, cellular component: mitochondrion. The coding region runs from base 1 to 510 and encodes 169 amino acids. Gene Ontology annotation, molecular function: ubiquinone binding. The record is from RefSeq and is a predicted model, not a curated record. Gene Ontology annotation, biological process: cellular respiration; ubiquinone biosynthetic process.